UCAGGGGGUAUUUCACCAUGGUAACGCUGCCGGUCUGAAGCGAUAAUAAUUCCUGCUGGUCAAUAAUCGAUAUCAAGCUGCCCACCUUUAUGGUCCACGUGACUCCAGGCAAAGGUGAAAUCCUACAGGGACCUCAGGUGUAUACAUAUGACGUCACUCUUUGUUGUCGUUUUGGUCUCUAACCUCUGACCCUGAGCGCGUGAUCGCUGAUUAAUAACGGAAAGGCUUCCGCCAGUCAGCUGAAACCUUUUGCUGCGCGUGCCAUUGAUCAGCUGGUUAGUCACGUGUGGAUCGAUUAUCAAUCACCCACCUUCCAUCUGAUCGAUCAGCUCCGACCAGCUCCACCCGCUCAGCUUAUUCUUCGGCGGUUUUUCUUCCAGUCGUCUUCUUUGACCGCGGGUGUCUGGUUUCCGGUCUCGGCACUCCUCAGGUAAACUCACCUGUGCGCGAGAAGCAAUGUUCUGACUUUAAACUGAUUUUCUGCUCUUACACGUGACUGACGAUGCAGCCUUUUCAAUUCUCUGACAUGCGCAAUAACGUCUGAAACUUACUGGCCGUGACGUCAGCACUGGGACCGGAUGUUGUAAGUAAGUGUCAGUGCGCCUGCGCUAACACUGGGACUGCCGUACUUUUACUGACUCUCUUUUUCUGUGGAGAUCUUUUAAAAUCUGGCGAUAAUCAAUAAUAUCACGCAGGCGCAGGCAGAGUGAGAAGAGCUGUCGGAGCUGACCAUAGACACGAUCAAGGAUCGAUAUCAGCUAAUCAAAAAGGCGGUGUUGCGGCUUUGAUGACGUCAGGGCCGCUGCUCAGGUAGCUCCGUGAUCGAUUAUCGGAGGUGAGAGAUGGCGCUGCAGCUUCCGGCCGAAUUGUGGCUGAAAGUGUUCAGCUUUCUCUCCUGGAGGGACAAACUGAGCAUGCGCUGCACCUGCUCAUACUUCAGACACCUGCUGGAUAAGUCCCGCCCCCUGUGGAGGGGCUUCAGCGUGGUGCUGCAGAACCUCUCGCGCUACAAUCGCUCGUUCUGGCGCAGCCUGGCUCAGAGGCACGUGGGCAAAGUGCUGCUGCGCUCAGGUAAGAGGAAGCACCUGAAGCAGCUGCACGCCUGGCUACCGGUGCUCUGCGGCCUGCGACUGGACGACUGGAGAGAGGGGGGCGUGGAUGAUCUCAGACUGUUCCGCCAGCUUCAGCGACUGUCCGUCACUUCCUGUUCCAUACCUCUGAGGAACCUGGACUUCCUGUUUCCUCUGAGUCAGCAGCUGACGCAGCUCAGCCUCUGUAACGUGCAGCUCACCUGUUCUGCCUCUCACCUGUUGGCCACCGUUGGUCAGUUGACGUGUCUGACCUCGCUACUGCUGCACCACGACGGCAGCCUAAGGGUCCCGUCCCUCAGCGGUGUCCUCGCUCACCUGAGCGAGCUCACACACCUGUCCUGGACCAUGAUCACCUACAGGACGCUUCCACACGACUUCUUCAGCCCCGCCCACCACACAGGUGACGCCGCAUUGCAGCUGCUGGACUUGCAGCUGCUGAAUUAUGACGCCGUGGUGACACAGGAAACGCUGCAGCCUUUGUCCCGCCUCCGUAGCCUGUCAGUGUUCCACCUGUACUCCGUACCUGGACCCACCUGUCACCUGCAGACGUGGCUGACGUCACUGCCACACCUAACCAACCUCAGCAUCCACGGUGAGUGUCUGUUUCCCCCCUUCGUAUUUGUCUAUCUGAGCAUCUCUCUUAUGUCUGCAUGUUCAAUAGGAGGCCACCCCCUGGCAUCGUACGCUGACUUCCUGCCCACCUCGCUGCUCAGCCUGACGCUGUGUGUGGACCUGCAGCCCAACGACCUGCGGGUGGUCUCCGCCCGGGCACCGCAGCUUGAGCAUCUUCACCUGGAGCCCUGGAGCUCGUCGUCCGACCUCAUCAGACUCCUCCCACAGCUGUUCCCUCAUCUGAAAACGCUGCGGAUAAGGCACCAGCACGUGUCCGAUGAUGACUUCCUGCAGCUGCAGCGACUGCGGCGCCUCGACACUCUGGAGGUUCUGGACUCGUACUACAGACCUGACCCGAGCGACCCAAGCCGGGUCAUCUUUGAGCCGAGUCCUCGUUUGCUGCGGCUGACCUCUGACCUGCAGAGACUGACCAAUCACAGAGUCAGAGUCAUCACCAGCUCACAUGGAGACCUGCUCAGCUGCCACUGUGUCUGACCAGUCAGUGAGAGUCUGCCCACCGCGAUCAAGAUGUAAAACAAAACGUGGGCCAUCGCAUCACCUUCAGCUUACUAUCCAAUUGGCUUUCAGGAUCAGCCACCUGGGCCCAACAGAACCAUUCAUUUAUUCUUCCACCUGCGGCUUCCUCACAGAUACGAUACGAAAGAAAGGACGAGAUCAUCGACAUCAUCAUCACAGGGGGAGGGGACACGGCAGGUUCAAAGCUUCUGUGUAGUCAUGGUUACACUCAAUGAUAUGGUGAGGGUCCGGCCGCAGCUGCCGUUAUCACUGCUGCAUUCUGGGUAACACUUUGAUAAUCAAUCACUUUAUUGGACCUUUGAUUUCAGACACUGAAUGUGUUUCGGGACUUUGAAUCGGUUGAUAAAUAAAAAGUUGUUUGUUUUUUAUUUGAUUUAUUUCACGGUUUGAACUUUAACCUUUUUCUGAGGUCACAUGUCAUAUUUGAAUCUUUUGAAUAAUGACACGUGUUUUCUGUAAAUGUCAAAAUAAAACUUCU
Molecule: messenger RNA, 2718 nt
Organism: Neolamprologus brichardi
Lineage: Eukaryota; Metazoa; Chordata; Actinopteri; Cichliformes; Cichlidae
Molecular function (GO): protein binding
Source: RefSeq, a predicted model, not a curated record